AUGAGCCCGCCUCAAGCCCGACGAACUCGAGCUGAGCCCAUCCAGAGUUCCACCGGAACGUCCAGGCAGCAAGAGGAUCAUGGGGAAAAAUCCAGUACAUCACCACCAGUAGCAGUGAACUUCAACAACAAAAUGAUCAAUGUGAAAGCACAGAACAUGAACCAAGGAGAAGCAGAUCAACAGUCAGUGCUGGCAACAGCACCAGUAAAAGUAAUAUCACCGAGAGGAUUCACGACAAAAGCCAGAGCACUCAUCGACCAGGGUUCAGAGGUAUCGUUUAUCUCCGAACAAUUAGUUAGUCAACUGCAUCUACAGAGAAGAGCAUCAACAGUGGAGCUAGUGGGAAUUGGUGGAAUUAAUUCAGGACACACCAGAGGAAUAGUUUCAGUCAUUCUACAAGCGAGCCAUGGGACUCAUCAACUGCAACUCAACGCCCACAUUCUAAAGAAGCUCACUACAAUAAUUCCGUCAUUCUCAUGCUCAUCAGCGAGGAUCGGCUCACUUCAGAAUCUUCAACUAGCCGAUCCCCAUUAUCUAAGGCCUGGACCAAUCGACAUCAUACUAGGGGCUGACAACUAUGGGCAGAUCAUCAUGGAUGAAGUUGUCAAGUCAGAGCAAUCGAGAGUAGUUGGCCAACGCACAGUAUUCGGUUGGAUACUAUCCGGACCAAUCGAAUACACAAAUUGUUCAAUAAAGGUAUCUCUAUCAGCUGUACGAGUAUCUUUAAAUGAACAACUUCUAAAGUUUCUCCAGAAAUUUUGGGUCCAGGAAGAACUGCCAAACGAGAGAUCAUCAACAUCAGAGCUUUCACCAGAUGAGUACGAGUGCGAGAUGCACUUUACAGCAACUCAUAGCAGAGACAACACCGGGCGAUAUAUCGUGAGACUGCCCCUCAAAACUUCAGCAGCAGUGCUCGGAGAAUCCAAAUUUAAAGCAGCACGUCAACUCAAAUCGAUCGUGAGUCCACUCAACACAGAUCAAGCAUACUCUCAGUUGUACAGAGAGUUCAUCAACGAGUACGCAGCACUGGAGCACAUGAGAAUACCAUCAGAGACUCCAGAACCCGUGCCAGCCUAG
Molecule: messenger RNA, 1077 nt
Organism: Diachasma alloeum
Lineage: Eukaryota; Metazoa; Arthropoda; Insecta; Hymenoptera; Braconidae
Exons: 2
Coding region: 1-1077 (358 amino acids)
Source: RefSeq, a predicted model, not a curated record